AUGGCCGCCCAGGCCAACGGAAGGGCGAAGAAGUCCAAGCAGAAUGGCAGUUUGAACGGUUCCACCAAUGGCACUGCCAACGGCCACGCAGACAAGACGCAGCUCACGUCGCGGUCGGCACGAUCACGAAAGCCAAAACGAGGCCUUGUGGGAGCUUUCACAAGCAUGAUUGCCAGACUAUCCACGUGGUAUCUCAUCAUCACCUUCCUGUUCCGGUGUCCCACAUCGCUCCACCAGCUGAACGACGACUCUCCACGCGUAUGCAAACCCUACUUGCAGACCCGAUCCUACGCAGCGCCCUAUCUCGACCCAUACUACGAGACCUAUGUCGCCCCGCAGAUUGAAAAGGUCAAGCCCUACACCACGCCAAUUACAACAUUCGCUCAGGACAACUACGCUACCUACGGUGCACACAGGGUCGAGCAUGCGAGGAAAUAUGCAGAGACGCAAUACGACAAGUCGAUUCGGCCCCAGCUGCAGAAUGUCCAAAAGCAAGUCAAGGGACAGUACGAUGUAUACCUGGGCCCUCAUGUCAAGAAGGCGACUGAUGUUGCUGCUCCAUACUACAACGACCUCAGGACUAGCUCUGAAGACAUCUACGUCCAUACUCUGCUGCCAGCCUAUGAGCAGUCUAAGCCGUACCUCCAGCAGGGUCACGCCUAUGGCCAUCACGUUCUCGUCGAUAUUGUCUAUCCCCACGUCCAUACUGCAAAGGAUGCCACCUGGGCCUUCAUUCUCCGCACUGUUUGGCCCCAGCUGCGCGUGCUAUAUGGCGAUAACGUUGAGCCUCAGUUGGUCCGUAUCUCUGAACGCCUAGGCCGCUACAGGGACCAACAGAAGAUCGAGUCCGUUGUCUCUGCUGUUGAUGCCGAGACUGUCCUUUCAACAGAGUCUAUCAAGGACACUCCCACCAUCGCCAGCUCCUCCGCCUCCAUUGUACCUCCUCCCAGCUCUACCGAAGGGUCUGGUUGGGGUGUGCUUGAUGAGUUCUUCGGCAGCGAAUCAGCAGCUAGCACCGCCUCCGGUGAGCUUGAAGCAACUUCUGUCAAGCCUUCUGAGCCCAAGCUCACUGGCGCUGAACUGCAAGAAAAGCUCAAUCAAGAUCUCCGUGAUUGGCAGACCAAGUUCGCUACAGCGGCAGACAAGGGUUCCGAAGAUCUCGAGGUACGCGUUGCAGAAAUCACCAAGCGACAGAUUGACAAUGCUGUCAAUGGACAUGGCAAGGCUCUGGUUGUUAAGCUAGAAGAGACUGCCGACUCCACCAUUGCUAAGCUGAAGAGCUACAUUAAGAAGACUAUUCAAUCUCUUCCGGAAGACGCUACCGAUGCCGACCUAGAGGCUGCGUACGAGGAAUGCGGCACCAAGACUCGCGAGUUCGGCCUCACAGUCAAGGAGCGCGCCCAGGACAUUCGUGUUUGGAAGGCAUCGUACGACCAGGAGACUGAUUCCCUAGUACAAGCUGCCGUCAGGAGCACUGUCGAAGUGCUCGAGAAGAUCCACAGCCUCGGUCUCCAAGAAGUAGGCAUGCGAUGGGCAUGGACUGACGGAGUUACGUACAAGGACUGGCAGAACUACCACAAGCUAAGGAACACACUCAACGAGUGGCAGGCCGAAGUCGAAGCCGUUGGUUCAAGACACGAAGGUCUUCGCCUUGCCCAUGAGGAGUCCAAGAAGCUCGAAGACAAGGCCAUGGCUAUUGCGUCAGAUAUGGUUGCCGAGCUGGUACGCUUGAAGGAUGUUUCCAAGUCCAAGAUCUGGGCCGGCGAUGCCAGUGACGAUUUCUCUGACAAAGUCUUCGCGCCCCGUGUCCGCAAGGCUGCUCAGCAAGUCAUGGAGAACGUUGAGGGAGCAUCAUCUCAGGUUGCCGAAGCGAUCCAAGGCAGCUCCACACCGCUUUCCGAGAGCAUUGCAUCCUCCGCCAAGAGUAUAUACUCUGAGGCUUCUUCGCAGGCAUCCGAAGCUAUUCAGGGUAGCUCAACACCCCUUGCUGAGAGCAUCGCUUCAUCUGUCAAGGACGCAGCAUCCAAAGCCUCAUCGCAGGUCUCUGAGGCUGUUUCAGGCAGCUCAACCCCACUUGCUGAGAGUGUCGCAUCCUCUGUUCAAGACGCAGCGUCUCAAAUCUCGUCCAAAGCGUCUGAAGCUAUCCAAGGUACACCUCCAUCUGAGAGCUUGCUGUCCAAAGCUUCCUCCAAGGCAUCUGAAGUGAUUGACGACACGGCCUCCAAGGCUUCUGCAGCCUACGAAUCGCCCAAGAAAGUAUGGGGUGGCGCUAAUGCGCAAAUCCUCGCCGAGGCAAAGGAAAUCGUAUUGGAGCAACCUCUGGACGAUGACGAUGAGGACGACACGUACUCCAGCAAAUUGCAGAGCGUCGUCGCCGACGCUGGAGAUCGCGCGGCUGAGAUAAGCCGAGCAGUCAGCGAAGCGCUCCUAGGUGCUACUAAGACCCAGGGCACGGUCGAAUCCGCCUCGUCAGUCGCAAGUGAGCAGUACGCCAAGGCUCUUGCUGCCGCGUCGAGCGCUCUAUAUGGUACCGAGCAACCGGCCGUUGAGAGUGCUACCAGCGUUGUAGCCGACAAAUACGCUCAGGCUGUGACUGCGGCAUCAUACGCCAUCUAUGGUACCCCGACACCCACGGCGAUAAUCCAGACUGUUCAGAUUGAGGCAAGCUCGCGCUACAACGACGCCGUGAGUGCGGCAAGCAAGCAGUUGGAGAAUGCAAAGGCCCAGCUGUCUCUCUUGGUCUCUGGAGAACCCCAGCCUGCCCACCAAACCAUGCUUUCUUACUUUGAGCAAGCCUAUUCCGAUUCUCUCGCAGUUGCCAGUGAGCGGUUGUCCAACGCUAUGAAGUACACUGAGUCGGUGAAGAGCUAUGCCGCUGGCCCUACUCAGGGCUACUUUGAGUCGGUCUCCUCUAUUGCGUCCUCCCGUCUCGCCGAAGGCCUUAGCCAGGCUUCCGCCCAAUUCUCGCCUCAAUCUACUGGCGUUGCCGACGGAGCUCGUCGACAGUACUAUGAAGCUGUAGGCCUUGCCCACGCCCGGUACUCUGAAUUUGUUGGCGCUGCAUCAACCGCUGUAUACGGUUCCCAGCAAGGAACAGUUGAGUCUUUGGCUUCGGUUGCCUCUGCAUCUGCAGCUUCUGCUGCAUCCGUGGUAUCUGGAUCCGCCGAGUCCGCGGCGUCUUACAUCUCUGGAUCAGCACAAUCGGCCGUCUCGAACGCCCAGGCUGCUGCCGAGUCGGCCGCUUCCCAAGUCAGCUCCGGUGUCAUCGGCUCUGAAACCCCCUGGACCGAGUCGGUAGCCUCCCAAGCCAGCCAAAACUGGGAAGAACUCAUCGCUCAGGCGAGUAGUCAGGUCUACGGCCAGCCUACGCCAUGGGCAGAGUCUGUUUACUCUCAGGCUGGCGCAUAUGGUGCUCAGGCCACCGCAGCUGCCGCUUCACAAUAUGCCGAGGUUCAGGCUCUUAUUUCGGAGCUAGUCAUUGGGAAAGAGCCCGACUUCACUGAGAGUGUCAUGAACCGCUUCGCGUCCGCAUACUCCACAGGUUUGCCUGCAGCCAUGGCUUCUGCCCAAUCCUACGCCAACGAAGGUAUCAACGCUGCUAGCUCGUACGCUGGUGACGGUUACGAAGCCGUUACUGACGCUGCUGCUGACGCGUACGCUUCUGCUUCGUCAGUCGUCAGUGCCGUCUUCACGCCCCCAGCCAUGAUCGAAGACGUUUUGAGCCAAGCUAGUGCGUCCUUGGAUCUCGCCGUAGAGAGUGCUUCUAUCGCUCUUUACGGAACCCCCAAGGGUGCUGCAGAGCAGGCCAGCGAAUCAGUUGCGAGCGCCUACUCUUCUAUCCAAUCUCAAGUGAGUGAGAAGGUUUAUGGUACACAAUCAGCUCAGGACAGCUUUUCAUCUGCCGCCGUGUCUGCUCAAGCUGCCAUCAGCGCAGCUAUCUUCGGUACGCCCACUGCAGGCGAUUACGUUGCAUCAGCUACAAGCGGUGCCGGUGGUGUCUACAGCUCAAUUUCCUCCGUGGCCAGCGCCAACGCCGAGUACGUUGCUUCUGCCGCUAGCGAGAACGCAGCCUAUAUCUCCUCAGCAGCCAGUUCGGCCGUCUAUGGACCCGAACAAGGAGCCAUGGAGUCUGCAAACAGUCGGAUCGCCGACGCUGUGGCCGCCGCCAACAGCCGUAUUGCCUCUAUGUACGCAGCUGCUUCCGGUAGCGCUGAGGAGGCUGCCAGCAGCAUUUCCAGCGCAGCUACUCAGGCCACCCAAGCGGUAAAGGAUGAGUUGUAG
This is a messenger RNA of Alternaria atra, 4281 nucleotides long. RefSeq lists its product as uncharacterized. The transcript is spliced from 3 exons. Gene Ontology annotation, biological process: protein transport. The coding region runs from base 1 to 4281 and encodes 1426 amino acids. Lineage: Eukaryota; Fungi; Ascomycota; Dothideomycetes; Pleosporales; Pleosporaceae. The record is from RefSeq and is a predicted model, not a curated record.